This is a messenger RNA of Condylura cristata (star-nosed mole), 910 nucleotides long. RefSeq names its product chromosome unknown open reading frame, human C21orf91. The transcript is spliced from 4 exons. The record is from RefSeq and is a predicted model, not a curated record. The coding region runs from base 6 to 884 and encodes 292 amino acids. Lineage: Eukaryota; Metazoa; Chordata; Mammalia; Eulipotyphla; Talpidae.
GCACUAUGAACGAUGAGGAGCAGUUUGUAAGCAUUGAUUUGAACGAUGACAACAUCUGCAGUGUUUGUAAACUGGGAACAGACAAGGAAACCCUCUCCUUCUGCCACGUUUGUUUUGAACUAAAUAUUGACGGAGUACCAAAAUCUAAUCUCUUGCACACCAGCUCAUUGAGAGGCCAUAAAGACUGCUUUGAAAAAUUCCAUUUGAUUGCAAAUCAGGAUUGUUCGCGAUCUAAGCUUUCAAAAAGUACCUAUGAAGAAGUUAAAACCAUUUUCACUAAAAAGAUAAACUGGAUUGUACAGUAUGCACAAAAUAAAGAUCUGGAUUCAGAUAAUGAGUGUUCUAAAAAUCCCCAGCAUCACCUAUUUAAUUUCAAGCAUAAGUCAGAUAAAAAGUUACUCCCACGGUUUGACUCCCAGGUACCAAAGUAUUCUGCAAAAUGGAUAGCAGGAAGUCCAGGCAGCCUCUCAAGCUGCACACAAAGAAUUCUGGAACAGAGGGAGAACACAGACUUUGGGCUUUCUGUGUUACAAGAUUCAGGUGCCAAUUUAUGCCAUAAAAGUGUACUGUGGCCUCACAGCCAGGCACAGAAAAAAGAAGAGACAAUCUCUCAUCCAGAGACUAGUGUCCAGAUCCAGCACCCACAUUACAGCAGAGAAGAAUUGAACUCCAUGACUCUUGGUGAGGUAAAGCAGCUGACUGCAAAGCUUGGACAGCAAAUACAGGAGGUUUUUGAGGAGUUAACACACCAAGUGCAAGAAAAAGAUUCUUUGGCCUCAGAGCUCCAUGUCCGCCAUGUCGCCAUCGAACAGCUUCUCAAGAACUAUUCCAAGUUACCGUGUCUGCAAGUGGGGAGGGUGUCUGCCCACAAACAGUUGAACUAAUUAAACACACUGCCGUGUCAUGCAUC